This is a messenger RNA of Rhododendron vialii, 2192 nucleotides long. RefSeq names its product transcription factor HBP-1b(c38)-like. Gene Ontology annotation, molecular function: sequence-specific DNA binding; DNA-binding transcription factor activity. Bases 462 to 1805 code for a protein of 447 amino acids. NCBI's taxonomy places the organism in Eukaryota, Viridiplantae, Streptophyta, Magnoliopsida, Ericales, Ericaceae. The record is from RefSeq and is a predicted model, not a curated record. Gene Ontology annotation, biological process: DNA-templated transcription; regulation of DNA-templated transcription. The transcript has 11 exons.
AUGUAUCGGGAAACUAAAAUGCUUCCUCCUCCUCUCCCGCCUUGAAAAGGCCAGGUCAUGGGUCUCCCUCAGAAAACACAAUAAUCAAAAACAAAAAAGGCUCUGACGUUUCCUAAAUUAAAAAAAAGACCCGCCGUACAAUAACGCCAUUGUAGUAGUCGUAGCAACCAGGCUAGCCCCAGCAAAUGCUACUAGUAUAUCUCUUUGAUUCUCUUCUGUUGAAAAAGAUAGCUCCAAGAUUUUGUUUUCUCUCUCUCUCUCUCUCUCUCUCUCUCUCUCUCUCUCCUUUCCCUUUUCAUGUCAUCUUCUGAAAUGAACUAGACUAGUAAUCUCUCCCUUCUCCUUCCCCAUUUCAUGUCAUCUUCUGAAAUGGACUGGACUAGUAAUCUCUCUGCUGUUUGUAUACCUGCAUGUAUAUUCUAAUUCAGAGAGAGAGAGAGAGAGAGAGGGGAUAAGGGGAGAUGCAGAGCUUCAAAGCAAUAGCAGCUAACUCCGAUAUGUACUGCCACUCCCCCUUCUACCUAAGAGCUGAUGAAAGCAUUAGAAACCAGACGCGUUUCGCGGAUCUUGGGGAGCUUGAACAAUCCGCCGCUGGGUUUCAUCACGACACCAAUGCUGUUGAUUUAAGCCGAAGCUCCAUUUACAACAACCUGCAUUUCGGAGGCCUCCCUGCGGAGCUGGGUACGGCAGGAACAGAGGUGGAAACAGGGCAGCAAUACAUGUUGCACAAGGGGACUACGGUGGUGAUGGGUGGUGGGUCUAUGGGAAAUGGGAAUUUUGAAAAUUGGGGAGAUUCUGCAAUGGCGGAAAAUAGCCAACGGACUGACUCUUCCACAGACGUUGACACUGACGAUAAAAACCUGUCUCGUGGAGUUCAGGAUGGAGCACUUGUUGUGGUGGAUUCAAUGGAUCAGUCCAAGGGUGGAACAGGAGACCAGAAGCAGACACUUCGUAGACUGGCGCAGAAUCGUGAAGCUGCUCGAAAAAGUCGAUUAAGGAAGAAAGCCUAUGUUCAACAGCUGGAGAAUAGUCGGUUAAAGCUCACUCAACUGGAGCAGGAGCUUCAACGAGCACGACAACAGGGUAUUUUCAUUGCCACCGGAUCGUCUGGAGAUCAGAGUCUCUCAAUAGGCAGCAAUGGUGCCUUGGCAUUUGACAUUGAUUAUGCCCGCUGGCUUGAUGAACAUCAACGCCUGAUCAAUGAUCUGAGAUCAGCUGUAAAUUCUCACAUGGGUGACAAUGAUCUGCGCGUUCUUGUUGAUGCAGUCAUGUCCCAUUAUGACGAAAUAUUUAGACUGAAGGGUGUUGGUGCAAAAUCCGAUGUUUUCCACAUGCUUUCUGGUAUGUGGAAAACUCCGGCAGAGAGGUGCUUCUUGUGGCUCGGUGGAUUUCGUUCAUCUGAACUUCUCAAGAUUCUUGGGAACCAUCUUGAGCCUCUAACGGAUCAACAACUGAUGGGCAUAUGUAAUCUGCAGCAAUCUUCCCAACAAGCAGAGGAUGCCUUGUCUCAAGGGAUGGAAGCUCUACAACAGUCCCUUGUUGAGACAUUAUCCUCCAACUGUUUGGGCCCUACUGGAUCUGGAAAUGUAGCUGACUACAUGGGACAAAUGGCAAUUGCAAUGGGCAAGCUCGCCACGCUUGAGAACUUCCUUCAUCAGGCUGACCUUUUGAGGCAACAAACAUUGCAACAAAUGCAUCGGAUUUUGACCACCCGUCAAGCAGCUCGAGCACUAUUAGUCAUCAGUGAUUACAUGUCACGCUUACGAGCCCUCAGUUCGUUAUGGUUGGCGCGCCCCAAGGACUGAGAACUCUCUAUUUUCUGGGUGCAUUUGGAUGCAAUCGCCGGUUUCAAUAAAACCAAUUGCUUAGUUCGUGUCUACCCUCAAUACAUCGAAAGCAAAUGCAUUUGAAGAUAUGGAAUCACCACAGGGACUGUGGCGAGAUAAGAUCUGUUUUUUCCCCAAGUGUUGUAGUGUUAAGUUGAUAUAGGUAAGAAAUUUGAGGUUAUCGGGAAUGAUCCUUUUCUUAGUGUUUGAAGUUUCGAGCUAUUUCUAAUGUAUUAACUCAAGUCAUGUUGUAAGUAAGGGAUGUUUCUAAUGUAUUAACUGCAAGGGGCGACUGUUCACGAAUGCAAUAGUUGCUAUAUUUUGACACUGCUAUGGUUCAAUAUUCAUCCUUUCUGUUCCUUAUUA